Molecule: messenger RNA, 567 nt
Organism: Botrytis sinoallii
Lineage: Eukaryota; Fungi; Ascomycota; Leotiomycetes; Helotiales; Sclerotiniaceae
Exons: 1
Coding region: 1-567 (188 amino acids)
Source: RefSeq, a predicted model, not a curated record
AUGUCAUCCACUCCAUCAACAGCCCAAUACGAUGCCAUCGGCUCUCGCUACGCUGCUAUCAAAAACCAGCCAGGCUCCUCUUUCGAACUAGCAGCCAUCCAGACACACAUUGGAAAUAUCACCGGUCUCCGCAUCCUCGACCUCGCUUGCGGCACCGGAUAUUACACACAAAAGCUCUUGGAGUGGGGCGCGGAACGCGUAGUGGGUAUUGAUAUUUCUCCGGCGAUGAUAGCAUCCGCACGCAUUCAAUGCGGAGGAGGAGGAGACGCGGAUACAAACAGCGAUAAUCCGAAAAUUGCUUUCCGCGUCGCAGAUUGCAGCACGCCGCUCGAGAAUCUCGGCGAGAAAUUCCAUCUCGUGCUCGCCGUCUGGUUGCUGAACUAUGCGUCUGGGCGACGGGAACUCGGAGCCAUGUGGCGCAAUAUUUGUGCGCAUCUAGAGCCCGGUGGGAGGUGUGUAGGGAUCGUGCCGAAUUUUGAGAGUUUGCGUGAGGGGAGCGGUGGGGGGGGUCGCGGUAUGGUGUUUCGAGGAAAAUCGUGUGUAGGGUGGAGGGGGGUGCGAAGGUGA